Quercus lobata is the source of this 758-nucleotide messenger RNA. Its product is annotated as eukaryotic translation initiation factor 1A. The record is from RefSeq and is a predicted model, not a curated record. Gene Ontology annotation, biological process: translational initiation. The coding region runs from base 167 to 604 and encodes 145 amino acids. The transcript has a single exon. NCBI's taxonomy places the organism in Eukaryota, Viridiplantae, Streptophyta, Magnoliopsida, Fagales, Fagaceae. Gene Ontology annotation, molecular function: RNA binding; translation initiation factor activity.
GCAAGGGUAAAACCGGCAGUCGACAAAAAGCAAGCAGCCUCAAAUUCCUUUACCUCACACAACACAACACAACGCAACCCAACUAGUAAAAUCAACUUCAUUCCAACGCAACCACAACACCAACAACAACAAGAAGAAGCAAAGAAGAAGAAGAAGAAGAAAAGGUAUGCCGAAGAACAAGGGAAAGGGAGGAAAGAACAGGAAGAGAGGAAAGAACGAGGCAGAUGACGAGAAGCGCGAGCUGGUGUUCAAGGAAGACGGACAAGAAUACGCCCAAGUGCUCCGCAUGUUAGGCAACGGUCGAUGUGAGGCCAUGUGCAUCGACGGUUCCAAGCGCCUCUGCCACAUCCGAGGUAAGAUGCACAAGAAGGUUUGGAUCGCUGCUGGGGACAUCAUCCUCGUUGGUCUCAGGGAUUACCAGGACGACAAGGCCGAUGUUAUCCUCAAGUACAUGCCUGAUGAGGCUAGGCUCUUGAAAGCCUAUGGUGAAUUGCCUGAGACCACUAGGUUGAACGAAGGUAUUGCUGGCGGCUUGGAUGAGGAAGAUGAAGCUGCUGGCGAUGAUUAUGUUGAGUUUGAGGAUGAAGAUAUUGACAAGAUCUGAGAUUUUUAUUAUCUGGGUUCGUCUUUAUUUUUUGGUUUUGAUCAUUUCUGCUGUUUUAUGAUCAAAUCAUCAUCAUAUGUUGUAACCUUUUUAUGUGUCAUGUUAUAGACCCCAAUAAUAAUUUGGAGCCUGUACUGUUUGGUUCUAUUUUUAA